Drosophila ficusphila is the source of this 1496-nucleotide messenger RNA. Its product is annotated as clavesin-1. The coding region runs from base 175 to 1179 and encodes 334 amino acids. Gene Ontology annotation, cellular component: membrane. The record is from RefSeq and is a predicted model, not a curated record. Lineage: Eukaryota; Metazoa; Arthropoda; Insecta; Diptera; Drosophilidae. Gene Ontology annotation, molecular function: phosphatidylinositol bisphosphate binding. The transcript has 4 exons.
GCGUACCCACGUUCACAUCGUCGCCAGUUGCGGAACUCACCAACACGGAUAUCCCGGCGAUCAAUUAGAGCCCGGAGUUCAGGCAGAUCCCCACUUGCAACGCGUAUAGAUAAAUAUUGUUAUAUAAGAUUAACAACUUGUGAAAUCAUCCAGUGUGCCAGUGCUUAAACCAAAAUGCUUGAAACCGAGGUGCUGCAACAACCAAAACUGAACGGACCGGCGGACAGUACCGGUGGCGACUAUGACUAUCCGUAUGUCUGUGGAUUGAGCACGGCGAUGAAGCAGGUGGCCAAGGAGGAGCUGCACGAGGACGAGAACAUCCGCCGGCAGGCGUUGGCCCAGUUCCGCGAGUGGAUCGACAAGCAUCCGCACAUCCGGAAGUGCCGCACGGACACGGUCUUCCUGCUGCGCUUCCUGCGCACCAAGAAGUUCUCCGUUCCGGCCGCCUGCGAAAUGCUCGAGCGUUACCUGACCAUCCGCCAGCUGUAUCCGCAGUGGUUCAAGCAGCUGGACAUCAACGACCCGGCCAUCAACGAGAUCUUCGAGAACGGAUACCUGGUGCCGCUGCCGCAGAGGGACUCCACCGGGCGACAGGUCAUCUUCUCCGUGGCCGCAAAAUUCGAUCCCUACAAGUUUACUUCGGUGCAAAUGGCGCGUGUCCACAGUCUGAUCUGCGAGGCUCUCCUGGAUGAUGAGGAUUCCCAGGUGGCCGGAUACGUGUACAUCAACGAUGAGAGUGGCAUGAACAUGGGCUUUGUGAGCCUGUGGUCUUUGACCGACCUGCGCAGCAUUGUGAAGUGCAUCCAGAAUUCGACGCCCAUGAGACACAAGGAGACGCACUUCGUCAACAUUCCCCAUUACGCCAAUCGGAUUAUCGAGCUGGGAGUGUCCAUGCUGAGCGACAAGCUUAAGAAGCGAAUCAUCGUUCACAAAAAUGUUGACAUCCUGAAGAACAAGAUCGAUCCCGCUAUCCUGCCAAAGGAAUACGGUGGAACUGUGCCAAUUGCCGACAUGAUCGCCGAGUUCAAGCAGAAACUCCUGAAGCGUCGGGCGGCGAUCCUUGCUCUGGAUGACAUGCAGAUCGAGAUCACCAAGGAUGCGGCCAAUUUUGCGGGAAAUGAUAUUGGCGACAUCGAUGCCGGAGUCGUGGGCAGUUUUAGGAAACUGGAAGUGGACUAGAUUCCUCAGUGCAAUAAUCCCAUCUCCGUAGGCUAAGCUAGGAUAGGCCAGGAUACCAUUGAGACAGUCGACAAGACGCGCGGGCAUGCACACUUCGUACCUAUUUAAAAAAAGCAUCACCACUAUUCUGUAUAACUAAGGUCUCGCCGGGAAUUGGGUCUUAAUUUAGUGCCCACUUUCCCGCCAAUCCGCAGUACCCCAAAAAUGGAUGGGGACUGCUGUUGAGCUUCCCAGUUGUAUAUUCCAUCCAUGCGUUACGUUAUGUUAAAUGAAUGUCUAUUUAAAUAUAUGUAUAUACUUAUUCUUGUGAAUUUGAA